Molecule: messenger RNA, 1883 nt
Organism: Python bivittatus (Burmese python)
Lineage: Eukaryota; Metazoa; Chordata; Lepidosauria; Squamata; Pythonidae
Source: RefSeq, a predicted model, not a curated record
CAAGGGCUAUGCCUUUGUGCACUUUGAGACACAGGAUGCUGCAGACCGCGCCAUUGAGAAGAUGAACGGCAUGCUGCUGAACGACCGCAAAGUGUGAGUGUCUCAGCCAGAAGCUGAGACAUGAUGCAUCUCAGUAUUAACCCACCAGGCUGCUGGUUCUCCUGGCCCAAGCUUUGGCCUGCUGCCUGUCUCCUCCAGGGCUGAUUUGUUGGCCGAUUUAAGUCCCAUAAAGAACGUGAGGCGGAGCUGGGAGCCAAAGCCAAGGAGUUCACCAAUGUCUAUAUCAAAAACUUUGGGGAUGAGAUGGAUGAUGAGAGACUGAAGGAGCUCUUCAGCAAUUAUGGUAAGACCCUCAGUGUUAAAGUGAUGACUGACCUGGCUGGGAAGUCCAAAGGCUUUGGCUUCGUGAGUUUUGAGAAGCACGAAGAAGCCAGCAAGGCAGUAGAAGAAAUGAAUGGAAAAGAUAUCAAUGGGAAAAUUGUGUUUGUGGGUCGUGCACAGAAGAAGGUGGAACGUCAGGCAGAGCUGAAACGCAGGUUUGAGCAGCUAAAGCAAGAGAGGAUCAGCCGUUACCAGGGAGUUAAUUUGUAUAUCAAGAACCUGGAUGACACAAUUGAUGAUGAGAAGCUGAGAAAGGAGUUCUCUCCUUUUGGAUCUAUCACAAGUGCUAAGGUAAUGCUGGAAGAUGGUCGAAGCAAAGGCUUCGGCUUCGUCUGCUUCUCCUCUCCGGAAGAAGCCACCAAAGCUGUAACCGAAAUGAAUGGGCGCAUUGUGGGCUCCAAGCCGCUGUAUGUGGCCUUGGCCCAGAGGAAGGAGGAGCGCAAGGCCCACCUCACCAACCAGUACCUGCAGCGCAUCGCUGGCAUGAGAGCUCUGCCAGCGAACACCAUUGUCAGCCAGUUCCAGCCAGCUUCCGGAGGGUAUUUCAUGCCAGCAGUGCCCCAGGCUCAGAACAGACCCACUUACUAUGCACCUAACCAGAUGACUCAGAUGAGACCCAAUCCACGCUGGCAGCCUGGGGGAAGGCCUCAAGGCUUCCAAGGUAUGCCCAACAGUAUGCGCCAAUCUGGGCCGCGGCCAACACUACGACAUUUGGCUCCCACAAGUAAUGCUCAAGCUUCACGUGGCUUGCCUGGUGCUCCCCAGAGGAUCGGGGUUGCCGCCACAGCCCCAAGCCUGGCUCCUCGACCACCUGUAGCCGCCCAGGCUCCCAGGGCAGUUCCGCCGUACAAAUACGCUGCCGGCAUCCACAGCCCCCACCCAGCAGUCCAGCCUUUACAGGCCCCACAGCCUGCUGUUCACGUGCAGGGACAAGAGCCCUUAACGGCAUCCAUGCUGGCUGCUGCGCCUCCCCAGGAGCAGAAACAAAUGCUGGGAGAACGUCUCUUUCCACUAAUCCAGGCAAUGCACCUCAGCCUGGCAGGAAAGAUCACGGGGAUGCUGCUGGAGAUCGACAACUCAGAGCUGCUACACAUGCUGGAGUCUCCGGAAUCCCUCCGCUCGAAGGUGGAGGAGGCUGUGGCAGUGCUACAGGCUCACCAGGCAAAGAAGGAAGCUGCCCAAAAGGUGGGCAUCGUUGCUGCUACCUCGUAAGCCAAGGAUGCUGGUCUUGCAAGGGACAAAUGGGCUCUCUGAAGAAAUCACUUCAUUCUGCAUAUUUCAACAUAGUGCAACAUUUCUCAGUAAUUUUCCGUGUGUAAAGCUCUUAAUAUGCCUUAUUUAAAAUACUAAAAAAUACAAAUUCCAUAUGCAAGGAUUCAUUCUCCCUGCCAAAGGAGGUGGACAUCUUGUUUUUCCAUGUGGGAUGAUGACAUUUUUUGGACUUGGUUUUAAUCAGACAAUCCAUUUGCAAAGUCAAUAAACAGAAGUAUUUUAUGAAAUUG